AUGUCGGGUCCCUUCAGCGACACCGCGGCGACCGCGGCGCGGGGCUUUGGCGCGACUGUGGAGAAUGAAGAACUCGAUGCCGACUACAGCAUGGUCGCAGAUGAAUACCCCGACGAGGUCGACUACUAUGCCUUGCUAGGCUUAUCGAAAGAACCACCUCCCACCGAGGCCGAAAUUCGCUCCGCAUACCGCAACCUUUCCCUGAGCUUCCACCCGGAUAAGCAACCACCGCACCUCCGCGAGGCCGCCAACCAGCAUUUCGGUCAGAUACAAGAGGCAUACGAUGCUCUCAUUGACCCGAAGAAGCGCACAGUAUAUGAUAUGCUAGGAGCAGAGGGAGUGAGACGAGAAUGGGGCCAUGGGGGCGCCAUGGGUCUAGGGGGAGAGGCGCAGAUACAGGAUGUCGGCGUCAAAACCAUGGCACCCAAGGAAUUUCGACAGUGGUUCUUGAAAGCGAUGAAGAAGCGUGAGCGGAAGGCCGUUGAAAAUCUAGUGAGGUCCAAGGGAACAAUUAUUAUUGGAAUAAACGCAUCAAACACCAUUAGAGUGGACAAUGCCUUGGAAGAGUUGACUAUCCAUGUGCCAUCGCCACAGUUGAGUAGCUUUGGCGCCAAAUAUCAAUUUAAGGCACCUUUGCCCCUUCCUGGCUUCCUGGCCGAAACUGGGGGAAAUGACGAGGACGAGAAACAGGACCAAGAAAAAGCUCAGUCAGCGGAAGAUACUACAGCUGAACUUGGGGAUUUUGGAGAAUUAACAAUUGCCGCUGGUAUCGCUGGUGGCCUUGGUCGUCAAACGACACCUUACAUUGUUGAAUACGAGGAUGGAACACAGGAGGAGCUACAGUUACAGGGCGCUCCCUAUUUAGCGGCCAAGGAUAUACACCUUGGUGCCACCAUUGUCCCCAACUUCAGCAAGUUGGCAGGUAGCAAGAGAAUUCUCACUUGGCGACCUUUCACAUUUCUCAGAGACUCAAAGGUCUCUAUCGAGGGUGAAAUUCUACCAGUACCCUCCCUGAAAACCUCGGUAAAUCGAAGUAUCCAGCCAGUUGCUGGUACUAGACCAUUUUCGGUGACAGCCACUACCACUAUCACACACUCCCUAUAUGAAAGUCCUCCAGCCUUAGAACUCGAAGUCACCAAACAGGUUACCAAACAAAAAAUCGCCUUCGCUGCAUGGUCAAGUGGCUCAUGGGGAUGGCCCGAAUUCUUUUCGCAACGUUUCACGUCCCUUGGGAUGAGUCCCGAAACCCUCCUCGCUACGCAUUAUGAGGUCAGCAGCUUUCAACUUGGUCUUCUCUCGCUUCCCGAAAGAAAGGCGACUCUUGAAGAUGACGGUGAAGAUGAAGUUGAUGAUGAUGAUACGUUGAACCAACUUCAACAGAAGAGACUGGCUGCCCAUCGUGCCGCGGAGUCGUGGCAAACGUAUUUGCAGGCCACUCCCGACGGGUGUGCCUUGAUCUUGAAAUACAGCCGAAACUUGUUUACUGGCAAGCCGUCAGAUGAUCCUGUCAGAUCCGAGUGGAGUAGCGAGGGAUAUUUCCCCAUGCCGAGAAUGGAAGAAGCUCGCGCAGUGCGACUUGAAAUAAGAAGCGUAAUUGCUCAAGACCUGACACCUAGCUGGACUGUGCAGGGUACUCGAAAGGUUGGCGAAUAUACCACUGUUGGGCUAGGUGUUGGUAUCGCACACACAGGUGUUAGCAUGACCGUCUCAUGGAAUCGUCUCGGUCAGGGCUUCAAUAUCCCCAUCAUCGUCUGUCCUGCAAACGAGGCAAACCAAGGUGCUGCAGUCUUUGCUACACUUGCUCCAUGGUUAGCUUAUUGUGCCAUUGAAUUCGGCUACAUCCGGCCACGCGAUCGAAGAAACCGACGACAAGCGGCCGCUCGUCGUCAUAACGAGCUGAAGAAGCGUAUUCCUCAGAAGCGAACGAAGAGCCUAGAAGCUAUAGAGCUCAUGUCCGAGCAAGUGCAAAGACGACAGGGCAAAGAAGCGAAGCAAGACGGUCUUGUGAUUACUAAGGCGGAAUACGGCUAUGACCCAUCAACAAGCAAAAAGCUGCGGGCUAAAUUCCCUGACUCUCGACUGAUUGAUGUGACCAUCCCAGUGGCUGCGCUGGUUGAGCAAGGCCAAUUGGGUAUCCCUCAAGACACUAUAAAAUUCCAUCUUAUGGGAUUCUAUGACCCUGCACCUCUCUUGCCAAAGCGACUUCGUGUUUGGUACACCUUCCAGGGUCACCCUCAUUUUGUAGAUGUUGGUGAGAAGGAGGGCGUUUCUUGCCCCAUGCGCACGCACUUGUUAUCAGCUUGA
Penicillium verhagenii is the source of this 2304-nucleotide messenger RNA. Its product is annotated as J domain-containing protein. NCBI's taxonomy places the organism in Eukaryota, Fungi, Ascomycota, Eurotiomycetes, Eurotiales, Aspergillaceae. The transcript has 4 exons. Gene Ontology annotation, biological process: cristae formation. The record is from RefSeq and is a predicted model, not a curated record. The coding region runs from base 1 to 2304 and encodes 767 amino acids.